UGGGAUGGGGAGGGAGGCGGGAGGGGGUAUCGGGAUGGGGAACACAUGUAAAUCCAUGGCUGAUUCAUGUCAAUGUAUGGGAAAAACCACUACAGUAUUGUAAAGUAAUUAGCCUCCAACUAAUAAAAAUAAAUGGAAAAAAAAAGAAAGCUUUCCUCAGUGAUCAGUACAAAGAAAUCGAGGAAAACAAUAGAAUGGGAAACAACAGAAUGGUCAUAGCAAACACUCUCUUCCAACAACACAAGAGAAGACUCUGCCUUCAGCUUGCAGGAGGCCAAGGUGCAACUUUCUUCAGUUGUCCCGAAUCUGGGUUCACCCAACACCAGCCACCUCCACCAUGCCGCCUAAGUUCUACCCUAACGAGAUCAAAGUCAUGUACCUGACAUGCACCGGUGGGGAAGUCAGUGCCAUGUCUGCCCUGGCCCCCAAGAUCGGCCCCCUGGGUCUGUCUCUAAAAAAGGUCAGUGAUGACAUUGCCAAGGCAACUGGUGAUUGGCAGGGUCUGAGGAUUACAGUGAAAGUGACCACUCAGAACAGACAGGCCCAGACUGGGGUGGUACCUUCUGCCUCUGCUCUGAUCAUCAGAGCCCUCAAAGAACCACCAAGAGACAGAAAGAAGCAGAAAAACAUUAAGCGCAGUGGAAACAUCACUUUUGAUAAGAUUGUCAACACUGCCCGGCAGAUGCGGCAUCCGUCUCUAGCUAGAGAACUUUCUGGAACCAUUAAAGAGAUCCUGGGGACCUCCCCGUCUGUGGGCUGCAAUGUUGAUGGCCACCACCCUCAUGACAUCAUAGACGACAUCAACAGUGGUGCAGUGGAGUGCCCAGCUAGUUAAGAAUGGCGAAGGAAAAAGAAAAAUAAAAGGAUUAUUUGAUAACGAAAAGAAACAACAAAGAAGACUCUACACAUGGACGUCACCAGAUGGUCAAUACUGAAAUCAGAUCGAUUAUAUUCUUUGCAGCCAAAGAUGGAGACGCUCAAGACAGUCAGCAAAAACAAGACCAGGAGUUGACUGUGGCUCAGAUCAUGAAUUCCUUACUGCCAAAUUCAGACUUAAAUUGAAGAAAGCAGGGAAAACCACUAGACCAUUCAGGUAUGACCUAAAUCAAAUCCCUUAUGACUAUUCAGUGGAAAUGACAAAACAAAUUCAAGGGAUUAGAUCUGAUAGACAGAGUGCGUGAAAAACUAUGGACAGAGGUUCAUGACAUUACACAGGAGGCAGUUAUCAAGACCAUCCCCAAAAAAAGAAACACAAAAAAGCAAAAUGGUUGUCUGAGGAGGCCUUACAAACAGCUAUGAAAAGAAGAGAAGGGAAAGGCAAAGGAGAAAAGGAAAGAUAUACCCAACUGAAUGCAGAGUUCCAAAGAAUAGCAAGGAGAGGUAAGAAAGCUUUCCUCAGUGAUCACUGCAAAGAAAUAGAAGAAAACAAUAGAAUGGGAAAGACUAGAGAUCUCUUCAAGAAAAAUAGAUACCAAGGGAACUUUUCAUGCAAAGCUGGGCACAAUAAAGGACAGAAAUGGUAAGGACCUAACAGAAGCAGAAAAUAUUAAGAAGAAGUGGCAAGAAUACACAGAAGAACUAUACAAAAAAGAUCUUCAUGACCCAGAUAAUAAUGAUGCCGUGACCACUCACAUAGAGCCAGACACCCUGGAAUGCGAAAUCAAGUGAGCCUUAGGAAGUAUCACUACGAACAAAGCUACUGGAGGUGAUGGAAUUCCAGCUGAGCUAUUUCAAAUCCUAAAAGAUGAUGCUGUGAAAGUGCUGCACUCAAUAUGCCAGCAAAUCUGGAAAACUCAGCAGUGGCCACAGGACAGAAAAAGGUCAGUUUUCAUUCUAAUCCCAAAGAAAGGCAAUGCCAAAGAAUGCUCAAACUACUGCACAAUUGCACUCAUCUCAUACGUUAGCAAAGUAAUGCUCAAAAUUCUCCAAGCCAGGCUUCAACAGUAUGUGAACCAUGAACUUCGAUGCAAGCUGGAUUUAGAAAAGGCAGAAGAACCAAAGAUCAAACUGCCAACAUCCUUUGGAUCAUCGAAAAAGCAAGAGAGUUCGAGAAAAACAUCUACUUCUGCUUUAUUGAC
Molecule: messenger RNA, 2078 nt
Organism: Dama dama (fallow deer)
Lineage: Eukaryota; Metazoa; Chordata; Mammalia; Artiodactyla; Cervidae
Product: large ribosomal subunit protein uL11-like
Exons: 1
Coding region: 338-835 (165 amino acids)
Biological process (GO): translation
Cellular component (GO): ribosome; cytosolic large ribosomal subunit
Molecular function (GO): structural constituent of ribosome; large ribosomal subunit rRNA binding
Source: RefSeq, a predicted model, not a curated record